CAACCUUAUAAAUAUCAAAACUUAUCACCCUCAUAAAUCUCUCUUGUCAUUCAUUUUACACAAAACUUCAACAUAUUAUCAUAUGUAUCUUCAUCUUUCACAUAAAAAAAGUUUCAGUGUCUGUGUCGUAUCCGAUGUCUGGUUCUAGACCUAUCCGUUUUCUUUGAAGAUUUUAGGUUGAGUUGUUCUGUAAAAUAGCUAGAAGAUAUUGUUGGACGUGGAAAAGUAAAUAUAUAUAUGGGAAAUUGUUGCGCGGUGUCGACGAUGGAAUGGGCGGGAGACGAUUGGGGUUCAUUUUCAUCAAAACAUAAUAACUCUAGGAUGAAUUCAAGCAAGGUGUUUGACGAAGUUCAUGGAAUGAGUUUAGACAACAAAGAGACACACAACCUUUUAGGUGCAUUAAGAGCUUCUUCUGAUGCUAAUGGAAAAGUGAAGAUUAAGAUAUCAAAGAAAGAGCUUGCAGUGUUGUUGGGAGAGAAAAAGAACCAAGGUGGUGGAGGAACAGGACAUGCUUCAGCUGAACAGGUUUUGGUUGGCUUGUUAAAUGCAAGAGAUCAUGUUAGCCAUGAUGUUCAUCAUAGGACAUGGAAGCCUGUGUUGCAAAGUAUUCCUGAGGUUAAUUGAUUAAGGUGAAUGUUGGUGGUGGUGGGGUGUGGAUAGUAGAAGUUGGUUGAGGAAAAGUUUGGGAAGUUUCUACUUGUACAAAAUCAGCUAAGCUAUAUAUAUUCUCAGCAAUUUUUUUAUUUAAUUUUUUUUCAUGUUUUCGGCUUGUGUUUUGUUGUAAGAUAUAUAUGGAGGUUGAGAAUGUGUUAUUUUGUUUUUAUGAAGGAAAGAAAACAGUGUGUUUUAAUUUUA
Molecule: messenger RNA, 855 nt
Organism: Vicia villosa (hairy vetch)
Lineage: Eukaryota; Viridiplantae; Streptophyta; Magnoliopsida; Fabales; Fabaceae
Exons: 1
Coding region: 238-624 (128 amino acids)
Source: RefSeq, a predicted model, not a curated record